AUGCGCGGAAUACUCCCAGGACGGCCGCAGGCUAAGCUGCAAGCCGUCGCCCAAGGCCUAUGGGAGGGCGUACAGAUCAUUGCCUACAUCUCUGGCAACGCGCUGGUAGUCCUUGAUCGUCCCAACCACGUCCUCCAAACCAUCUAUAUUGACGAGGAGUCUGAACUCGAGGCUGUCGCGUUGGACGAAGCCACAGGCAAGCUUGCAGCUUGUUCAACAAACCAUAUCUACAUAUACCGGCCAUAUGGGCAAGAUGAAGGCGCGAUCAAGUGGUCGCUGCAGGGCAGCAUGGCUCUCACGGACCCGGACGACACCAUAACGACAUUGUCAUGGGGCAUGCCAGACGAAUUGCUGGCUGGCAGUGCCUCGCUGACCUUCUUCAAUACCCACGACGUUACCGAACAGAUCUGGGAGAGGCAACUCGCCAACCCCGUCAAGUUUGCCCACUUCUCGCCCGACGCAGAGUUGAUAGCAUCGACUGGCCAAUACGACAGGCUGCUGAAGAUUUGGCGACGCACAUCGUUUGGCUCGGCGGACCAGAGCUUCGCAUACUUCUAUCUGGCUCACCCCAAGACCAUCACCGGGCUGCACUGGCGACACCCUCUCCACAAGGAUCAACCAGCGGAUAAUGUACUGUACACCAUCUGCGCAGAUCACAAGGCGCGCGUCUGGGUCCCAGGCGAGCAUCAUGGGGUGCAUGGUAUGCACAUGUGGGCUGAGGUUGACCUUAUGGAAUCCAUCAUGACACGACAUGUACCCCUGGAUCAGCAGUCGUACAAGCGGUUCGCAUUCUUCAUCGAUAGCAGGCACUUUACGCGUGCCACAGAAAGAGCUAUGGAACAAGCAUCGCCAGAGGAAAAGGAUCAUGGCAUUGCGCUGCAUCAUCUCAUUGAGGUCGCGCACCGAAGUCCCGAGAUUUGCGUCGUAUUGGACGACCGAGGCAACAUGUCUGCGUGGGGCUUUGAAAAUAUAGGCGCGACGGGCAAGAAGAUUACAGAUGUCUUCAACAUUGCUCAUGUCGAUGGGCUGCAUCUGCACUUCGCAAAGGAACCGAAGGCUCUCGAAGACAAUGUGCAAUUCUACGCUUUCAUUGAUGAUAAGCCAGGCAACGACUUUACCAUCCUGUCACACCAUUUCGACGGGCGCAUCGAAUGGCUGGAAUCACGCAUCGACUAUCUCUUCGAUCCGUCGCCGCAACCUCAGCGCAUCCAGCGCAAGGCCAUGUGGACAGGCCACUCACACGCUAUCAAGAAAGUCAAUCGAACACCCAGUGGUCGUGCGCUCGUAUCAAGAACUGUCACAGACGAAUGCAUUGUGUGGUUGCAACGACCUAGUGAUCAGGGCAUGACACUGCAUCGACACAGUAGCGUCAAAGUCACCGAACACAUACAUCGAACAGCGUUGCUCCAAGAAGGCAACUUUCUUGUCUUUCUACAUCACAAUGAGAUUUCUCUCUGGGACACACGAGGGUACGAAGCCCAGGAAGUGACACGCUGUGCUUAUAAGCUUCAGGGCAAACCGCUUUGCUUGAUAGUCGUUCCUGAGACCCAGGCUGGUGGCAGAAGCCUUCAUAUCGCUACCAUUAGCUCGGACAUGAAGGGGAUAUGUUGGGAAAUUACACUGCCACCGCUAGAUCGAGAUCCUAUCACUGGUCGCAAGCUUUCUAGUAUAGCAACGACCAAUGGACACACGAAUGGCCAUACACAAGCUUCCCUAACACAGCAUUCCAUGUUCGAUCUCGGUUCAGGUGACGAUCUUGCUUUUGUCUUACCUGUUGACCCAGCAGGUUCGGCUCCGGCCAUCUCAGGCUUCCUCGACACAUUCGCACGUGAUGUCGCGAUAUCAUACACCAAGUCCGGAGUCAUUAAAUCAUGGACAGCCAGGGUCAACGCAGAGGAGCAGAGGCUGGAGUGGCUCAUGACAUCUGAAGUGGAAACUAGCAUUCGCGAGCCAUCGCUUGCUAGUGGCACCUCAAUACGAAAGGCUGCUCUAGUCGACGCUGACAGAACAACGCUCACUAUCUGGAACACUAGGAGUGCUCAGCUAGAGUAUGAGGAGACAUUCGAAGGCAAUGGGGUUAUACAAGACCUAGAUUGGUCAUCAACGCCUGAUAAUCAGAGUAUUCUCGCAGUCGGCUUUCCACAUCGAAUCGCUAUUUACGCGCAGCUGCGGUAUGACUACCUCAAUGCUGGCCCAUCGUGGGUGCAAAUCCGAGAUAUACGCAUCCGGGACAUCACACCACAUCCAAUCGGCGAUUCCGUGUGGUUGGGUAGUGGCAACCUUGUGAUAGGUGCGGGCAACCAGCUUUUUAUACAAGAUGAAUAUGUCCAGGUAUCUGAAGCCAUGUUUCCAAGCUUGCGGACGAUUGCGCGCAAAACGGCAUCGAUCGACAUAUUUACCGCUGUCAGUCGUCUCAAUGGCCCUCUGCCAGUAUAUCAUCCACAAUUACUGUCGCAAUGUGUGUUGGCUGGCAAAUUGCUGCUGGUGCAGAGGAUCUUGAUUCGCCUGUACCAGAAGCUCAAGUUCUGGAUCGAGGGCGAGGAGCUUGAUAGUUCUCUGGGUUUUCUGCCGGAGGAAUUUUGCGAGGACGAGACACACAUGACUGCUCUCAGAAAGGAGACACAUAGCUCCUAUGUCGAUUUCUCCGAGGACAAUGAGCCCGAGGCGGUGACCGAGGAAGUGGCUGCUAAUCUCAAGGACCUUCUCACCACCAAGCAGAUACCACUGCUAUCAAGUCGCGAGCAAUUCCACUUGGCUGACGUUGUCGAAUGUAUUGGAACGGUAGAGAAGCAUCGCCGUUCCAUUGAUAAUAAUGCGGGUCGCUUCCUUUUAUUCUUCCGCCAGCACGUUCUCAGCAAUGCACACAAAGGGCCAAUCUCCUGGCGAGAAAUUAUCUGGGCCUUCCACUCCAGCAGCCAAGAUAUCCUUGUAGACCUUGUCAGCCGGCACUUCAACGGCAAGAUGUUAUGGCAACAUGCGAAAGAAUGCGGAGUCUUCAUGUGGCUGAAUGAUAUCAACGCCUUGCGCUCCCAAUUCGAAGUGAUAGCCCGCAAUGAAUACACUAAGACUGAGGAGAAGAACCCUGUAGACUGCGCUCUUUAUUACCUUGCACUCCGCAAGAAACCCGUCCUUGUAGGCCUCUGGCGCAUAGCCACUUGGUCCCGCGAACAAGGCGCCACUCACCGUCUUCUCAGCAACAACUUCAACGAGGAGCGUUGGAAGACGGCUGCACUCAAGAACGCAUACGCACUCAUGGGACGCCGGAGAUUCGAGUACGCAGCGUCGUUCUUCCUACUCGCAGACCAUCUUCAAGACGCCGUCAGCGUGUUGCACAACCAGCUCGGCGACACUCAACUCGCCAUUGCCGUUGCGCGUGUAUACGGCGGAGAUGACUCCCCUGUCCUCUUGAACUUCCUGAGAGAUAAGAUCCUCCCACAAGCCGCGAGGGAAGGAAAUCGCUGGCUCGCGACCUGGGCCUAUUGGCUUCUUAACCGCCGGGACACAGCAGUCCAAGCACUGAUCACGCCACUCCAUCGCCUUAUUAAUCUCCCCGAAACGCCGAAUCUCAAAGCAAAGAGCUAUCUCAGCGAUGAUCCAGCGCUCGUUGUCUUGUACAAACAACUCCGGGACAAGAGCCUACAGACGCUGAGAGGUGCAAUGGGUAUCUUGGGCCGAGAAGAAUGGGAUUUCGUCAUGCAUACUUGUGCGCUGUAUGGCCGUAUGGGGUGCGACGUACUCGCUCUUGAUCUCGUGAGGAGGUGGGAAUUUCUUCUCCCGCCUCCUUUACCUUCUUCUGCCACAAAGAAAAGGGACGAUGGUGGGAUACCAGCGAAGCAAGUGGGCUUUGACCCAAGGAAGUUGUUGCGCAGACGGAGUAGUCUUGUUGUUGCAGAUUUGCCGGUCAGAGAUCAGGGCCGGGUUGGGAUUGGGAUUGGGAAUGGGAUCGGGGAUGGGGUGGAUGAGCGUGGGGAGGAGGGGUCAGAGACUGAUGACGAUGAGGAGGGUGGCGAGGAUGGCGAGGUGGAGGAGAGGGUCAAGCAAGAGCCGAAGAAGAAACCCCCGCCCACGCAGUUCAAGGAACCGGAUGCGAAUAGCUUGUUAGAUGCUUUUGGGUUCUAA
This is a messenger RNA of Plenodomus lingam JN3, 4119 nucleotides long. RefSeq lists its product as uncharacterized. The record is from RefSeq and is a predicted model, not a curated record. Gene Ontology annotation, biological process: vacuolar acidification. Gene Ontology annotation, cellular component: RAVE complex. Lineage: Eukaryota; Fungi; Ascomycota; Dothideomycetes; Pleosporales; Leptosphaeriaceae. Gene Ontology annotation, molecular function: protein binding.